CCAUUCAGUUCUGUUUCGGAUUUGCUAGCGUUACGAGCCUAAAAAAGUGUGCCUCUGCCUCCAAUCUUCGUCCGCGGUGUUCAAGUGUCGGUUGACAUCUUCCCAAACGGGGUGCGUUGAGUGAUUUACGCGAGAAUUUUUGUUCAGAAUAAUCGUAAAAAAAUAACAAAAAAAAACAUCGAUCUUAAGAAAAAAUUGAGAUAACAUAAUAAAAGGAGUGCUCACAAAAAUUCUACAGUGGGAAACCAUGCAAUAUUUGGUUGAAGUUUGAUCAAGUGAUACAGAGAAAAAAUAAAACGCGCAAUCAUGGAAGUCCCAUCGACCAGUUCGGUUACCCCGAAACGUCAUAGUCUAACCGUGGCGGCAGAUGAAAACGAAAGUGAAGUGAUCAACCUAUCGGAUUCUCGUAAUCCGUCUCCCUUGCUACCACACAAGGGUCCCAAAAAAGUAUCCUUUUCCGACGAACUGCCCCAAGAGGGCGCUUCUUCGUCUGGUUCAACCCUGGGCGAUAAAAGUGAGAGUGUCAAGCAGUCCCACUCCGAAACCAACCCUUUCGUGUUCAGACUCCAGAAGAAUGAUUCCUAUCUCAACAAUUUGCACCAGAUCAACGCACCGGAACCCCUGCAGGUGACUGGUUCGGACGUGUUCCCGAAUCAACGUAAGAUUUCGAUCCACUUAGUGCAUGAAAGUGAAACCGUUAACCUUGACUCGAAGCAUCCGGCCGGGUCGACCGUGAAACCUGGUGACCUAAUUCCGAACCAACCGCCAGCGGGUCACUUUGAUCCCAUUUCCGCCGGACUUGUGAAUGAUCUGCGGGCUCAGCGGGAGCUAGUGAGUGUCGCGAUGACCGGGAAAAAGCCCAAUUUGGCGGAUAGUGAUAAAAUUGAAAAAAUCGGAUCGAAAACUACCGGAGCUCCGGAGACGGCCGUUGUCAGUGCGAUGGAACUGGAGGUGAAGCGCGACAAACGCCGCUGGCUGCUGAUUUCCGAGAUGAGUGCCACUCUGGGCGAAGAAAAACACUCAAUCGAUGGCUUCAAGCGGAUCUUCCGUGAGCAGACGUUCCUGCAGAAUUUAUUCCGGCUGUUCGACAUGGAUAACGAAAAUUAUUUGGUGCAAGACAAGUGGAUCGAACACAUUAAGGGCAGACUAACCAACGAGAAACAGAUGGAUUUCGCCGAGCAGCUGGAGUCGGUGGCGUACGUGCUUUGCGGCGAAGGAACAGUCACUUAUGAAAAGUUUUGCCAAAUAUGGCAUGCCAAAGGGAUCCUGGACAAACUGUACCGCCUGAUAGACGUGGACUCUACCAACCUGCUGUCGACCAACCAGAUCAUGGAGUUCAUAUCCAAUCUGACCAACGCGCGACCACGCACCGGCUUCGAUAAAUCUUCUCUCGAACAUCUGGAGCAGCUUUUCAUCAAAACCGUUGGCAACGAGAAAGAGAUCCGGCGAGAGGAAUUCAAAAAGAUCGUGACAUCGAAAAAUCCCUUCUUCACGGAACGCGUGUUUCAAAUUUUCGAUAAGGACAACUCAGGCUCGAUUUCGUUACAGGAAUUUAUUGACGCUAUCCAUCAGUUCGCCGGCCAGUCCCCGGAGGAUAAAAUUAAAUUUUUAUUCAAAGUAUACGAUCUGGAUGGUGACGGUCUGAUACAGCAUCUAGAACUGCAGCACGUGAUGAGGGCCUGCAUGGAAGAGAAUGGAAUGCGAUUCUCGGAGGAACAGAUCGAAGAUCUGACCAUGGCAAUGUUUGAAGAUGCCGAUAAGUUCAAUCGGGGCGCCAUCACGUACGAAGCCCUCAAGAGUCAGCUGGAGAAGCACGGAGGACUGCUGGAAAAUUUGAGCAUUAGCAUCGACCGGUGGCUCGUUCCGUUGCCACAGGAGAACGUGGCGAGAAAGAAGCACAAGAGGAAACCGCUGCCCCAUCAGUUGACGGCGCCGUAUAUUAAGAAUAAUUACGUGUACCUCUCGUUUCUGGCCAUUUUCACCCUGAUAAACGUGGGUCUGUUUAUCUCGCGUGCGAUCCAGUAUCGGCACCACAACGGAUUUGUCAUACUGGCGCGAGCCUGCGGACAAUGUCUCAACUUCAACUGCGCCUUCAUCCUGGUCCUGAUGCUGCGCCAGUGCAUCACGUUCCUCAGGACACGUGGUUUCACGGCGGUUCUACCGCUUGACCAGCACAUCUACCUGCACAAGCUAACCGGGGUGCUGGUGGCUGCCUACAGUUUACUCCAUACUAUAAUGCAUUUGUUCAAUUUCACGACGAUUGUCGUGAACGAUCCGGUUGUCAACGCGAAGAACUUCACAACGGCCGAGUGGCUAUUCACCGCUAGACCUGGUUUGUUCGGUCUGGUCGGGGGAUGUGCCAAUCCCACUGGAAUCGCGCUGUUCUUCAUCCUGCUCAUAAUGUUCAUCUGUUCGCAGCCGUUCGUACGACGUGGAGGAAGCUUUGAAGUGUUCUACUGGACCCACCUGCUGUACAUUCCCUUCUGGAUUCUGGUGCUCUUUCAUGGUCCAAAUUUUUGGAAGUGGUUUAUCGUUCCCGGAACUAUAUACCUCAUAGAGCGCGCCGUUAGAUUAGUUUGGAUGCGAACGGAGCAUGGCAAGACGUACAUCUCAUCCGGACUGCUGCUACCCUCAAAAGUCACUCAUUUGGUUAUCAAGAGGCCCGUUCAUUUCUGCUUUCGUCCGGGUGAUUACGUCUUCGUGAACAUUCCGGUGAUUGCCAAGUACGAGUGGCAUCCGUUCACGCUGAGUAGCGCCCCCGAACAGGAAGACUACAUUUGGCUGCACAUCCGAGGCGUUGGCGAGUGGACCAAUCGGUUGCAUUAUUUCUUCGAGAGGGAGCAGGAGCGACUGCACAACGGAGAGAUCCCCGCCAUGAUAGCGGGAUGUUCGACAACGCCGAGCUCUUCAUCGGCGAGCCAGGUAGUGCAGGAAAAGGCGCGAGAGGUACCCCUGAAGCUACCCGGGGGACUAACGAAGAGCACAAGCGUGGAAUCACCCCUGGCUAAGAGUUCAGAGAAACCAUACGAUAAACCGAUGAUGAACAAACGCGUCCCACCAGGCACUUCCAAGCUUGCUAUGGAGAGCUACACAGCUCCCUCGUCCAACCCACCACCCAAGCUUGACAGACAACUGUCAGAGAACAAGGCGAUCAAGAAGAUUCAGGCUACGUUGCAGAGAACGUUCUCCCGGAAGGAUCAAUUCCGAGGAAAUGGUGUGGCGAAUGACGGUUUUAUCGGUGAUGACGGACUGGAUGAGCCAAAACGGAAAGUCACACCCGAACAUAACCUCCAUAAGCUUCUGUUCCAACAGAAAGUUCCUCUGGAGAAGUCACUUUCGAUGCCUGAUAUGCAGAACAAAGUCAAGAAACGGGAACGUAUGAUGGUUCUGCGAGAAUACAUGCGCUCCGAAUCGGAAAGAUCAUUUGAUGAGGUUCAAAUCAGGAAAGCUCGACUACAAUCACUCGGUCUUGCCUAUCUGAGUCCCCAGAACAAGUCCUUGGCCCAAAGCUUCCGUUACAUGCGCAACAAACCAACCAUCAUAGCGUUCAAAACUCCAAGCCUGGAGAAUUGUGAGCCACGCGAUUCAACCAACUCGAUGGUAGUUUCGCCCGGAAUGUUCACUCAGAAGGAAGCGGAGGAGGGGAAGAUUGUGCGCCGCGUUGGAUCACCUCCGCCGGACAAACCAGGAGCUACCGACGAGGAUAAGCUGCAGCGACCGGUGAACUAUCCGGUGGGGAAACCUCUGGAGAUCUACAUCGAUGGUCCGUAUGGUGCACCAUCGAGUCACAUCUUCCAGGCACAACAUGCGGUUCUGAUAGCCACCGGAAUAGGAGUAACCCCCUUCGCUUCCAUUCUCCAGUCCAUCAUGCAUAGGUACUGGAAGGCACGCCACUGCUGCCCACGUUGUAACUACGAGUGGUCCAGCGAAAUUCCUCCGACCAUCAUGAACCUUCGCAAGGUGGACUUUUUCUGGAUCAAUCGAGACCAGCGGUCAUUCGAAUGGUUCGUGAAUCUUCUCUCCCAGCUUGAGAUCGAACAGGCCGAGCUGGGAGGUGCGAUGGAACGGUUCCUGGAGAUGCACAUGUACAUCACCAGCGCCCUUCAGAAGACCGAUAUGAAGGCGGUUGGACUGCAGCUCGCGUUGGAUUUGCUGCAUCAAAAGGAAAAACGUGACCUUAUAACGGGGUUGAAAACACGGACCAACGCGGGUCGACCGAACUGGGAUAAGGUGUUCAAGCAGCUGCAGGAUCAGAAGAAGGGCAAAGUGAUAGUGUUCUAUUGUGGCCCACCGCAACUAGCCAAAACAAUUCGCUACAAGUGUGACCAAUUCGGAUUCCAGUUCCGCAAAGAAGUGUUCUAGGGGUGACUCCGCCAACCGCAUGUUGCUUUCGAUCGGGAGAGGAUGAUGAGAACGAGUGUAACGCUAUUUAUUUUACCUGUUUUUUUUUUCUUAUGCUGUUAAUUGUUGACAUCGCAAUUGUUGAAGUUCUGAAACUCGUUUUUUAAUAAAAGUAUUUUAAUUUAUUGAUUCUUCUCUAGGUGCGACAUCCAAACGAAAUAAAACGC
Molecule: messenger RNA, 4568 nt
Organism: Toxorhynchites rutilus septentrionalis
Lineage: Eukaryota; Metazoa; Arthropoda; Insecta; Diptera; Culicidae
Gene: Nox
Product: NADPH oxidase 5
Exons: 16
Coding region: 307-4362 (1351 amino acids)
Biological process (GO): defense response; superoxide anion generation
Cellular component (GO): plasma membrane; NADPH oxidase complex
Molecular function (GO): superoxide-generating NAD(P)H oxidase activity; calcium ion binding
Source: RefSeq, a predicted model, not a curated record